Molecule: messenger RNA, 5578 nt
Organism: Oryzias latipes (Japanese medaka)
Lineage: Eukaryota; Metazoa; Chordata; Actinopteri; Beloniformes; Adrianichthyidae
Gene: pcgf3
Product: polycomb group ring finger 3
Source: RefSeq, a predicted model, not a curated record
CAUAUUCUUUUGUGUUCAAACAACCCAAAGAGAAAAAGAAACGGUCAACCGUCGGGCAUCUAGGUCCUGCUUUUCUGAUCUUCACCGCAGACGUCGGUCCGAUUAAGAGCUUCCUCGCCAAAUUCGGAGCUCCUGCUCUGCUGCUGCUCUCAGCUGACGGGCGAGUGGAAGGGAUUACGUCUUAUUCUGAAAAUCUGAACGUCUGCUGGAAUCCACAUUCUCCUCAUUUCUCUCCAGGCUUCCAUGAGAAGCUCUCCAUGAUGAGCAGCUAACACCUUCUGUCGUGCACCAGGAAGAAACGUGGCUGCAGCACCACCCACAGUCCACGCAUGGCGGUACUCGGGAACCCCGACAUGCUGACGAGGAAGAUCAACCUGUGUCACAUCAACGCCCACAUCACAUGCCGCCUGUGCGAGGGCUACCUGAUCGACGCCACCACCGUCACCGAGUGCUUGCACACCUUCUGCAGAAGCUGCCUUGUGAAGUAUCUGGAGGAGAACAACACGUGUCCCACGUGUAGGAUUGUUAUUCAUCAGAGCCAUCCACUGCAGUAUAUUGGCCAUGACAGAACAAUGCAGGACAUUGUGUACAAGCUCGUCCCGGGACUUCAAGAGGCGGAGAUAAAGAAGCAGAGGGAGUUCUACCAGAAGUUGGGCAUGGAGGUGCCCGGAGACGUCAAAGGAGAGCUGUGCAACAUGAAAAUCCCUCUAGAUCAGCGCAAUGGUGAUGCUAAAUCAGAGGACACGACCAACAAGGAAGCUGGAGAGGAGAAGCCAGAGGAGGACAAUGACUAUCACCGCAGUGACGAGCAGGUCAGCAUUUGCUUGGAAUGCAACAGCAGCAAGCUCCGAGGGCUGAAGCGAAAGUGGAUCCGCUGCUCCGCACAAGCCACCGUCCUCCACCUAAAGAAGUUCAUCGCCAAAAAGCUUAAUUUGACGUCAUUUAACGAGCUGGACAUUUUAUGCAACGAAGAAAUCCUGGGCAAGGACCACACGUUGAAAUUUGUUGUCGUGACGAGAUGGAGAUUUAAGAAAUCUCCACUCCUGCUUCAUUACAGACCCAAGAUGGACCUGCUGUAGCCCCGACGGACCAGACGGUUGCUUCUCUUUCUUUCUGUUCUCGGCCCGGUGGCCCCACAGACUGUACUGAAACUGUUUUAAUUUAUGCAAAGACAAUAAACACCAAACCAAUCGGUGAAGAUCAAAAGCCAGCAAACCUAGGUUGUAAUCUGACAACAGAAAGCUGGAAACGGCAACGCCGACGCGACUUUAGAGAGAAACCAACCUUAUCUUUUUCCUUCGUCCGCUUCAUCCUACAUAUGUGAACACAACAAGGCAGAGAAAGCAUAUAUUUAUACUUUUGUACAGAAGAGACACAAAACACUACUGGUGCUCUGUUUACACGCCAACACGAUGUCUGGAGUCCUUUCAUUCGGACGGCGUUCUCCGCAGACGCCGACUUUUUGAAACGGAGAAAUGUUCACACUCAGCGUGUCUCUGCAGCACACAAAGUUUAUGGAAAAGUUUAUCACAUCCAUCAGUCAAACGUCUCUGGAUUUUGUUUUUCUUUCGUCUCAUUUGCUAUUGGAUUCUUAAUGAUUGUCAAUUGUGUAUAGACUUUUCUUUUUUUUUCUGUUCAGUAACUUAUGUUCUAUAUACGGAUAUUGUACAUAAAAUGUCAUUACGGAGAGAUUGAAGAGACUUUAGACUGUUAAAAGAGAGGAUCCCAGAAGUGCUAUCUAUAUGUUGGGGGAUAAAUUAGGGUUUUUAAAGACAGACUCCUUAAUUAAAUAUAUAAAAGCAUCUCUAUGUUGUCUCAGAAAGACACAAAAAACCGCUAUAUGAUAUGAUGAGACUUUAAGGCAGAGAAAGAGGAGGCAUCCAUUCAACAACUUGUUUUAAUUUCUGACAAAUAGUCCUCGUUAGAUGAAGAUUGGCAAAAAAGGUUUUUUUGCCAAUCUUUUUUUUAACCACAUUUGUGGGAAUCUAACCGCAAAGCUACCAAAGUUGGAUCAAGAACGAGCUUUUUCAUUUGGGGGAUCAAGUGUAAAGCAUCUAAAAUGGGCCUUCAUGUUCUGCAUUGUGUUUUUUAUUUUUAUUUUUUUUCACUGCCGGAGUUUAAAAUUAUUUCAAAGUGAAAGCUGCGGAGAAAAAACUUGGGCAAAACUUUCUGCAUUUUUUAAAAACAAAUUCAGGUUUCAUGCAGGGACUGGAGUUUUUUUUUUUUUUUUUACAUUUUGAUAAUGAAAUUGAAAAAAAAAUGACCUCUGUUUGGUCAUUUGGUGCUUUUAAAAUGUAUCUUUGUAAUCCUUUUCAGCCUGUUGCUGUCACCUGAUCUGCCCCUCCCCCGUCGCCUCCUGCGGCGGCGUUGCCUCCCCGACCCGCCCCCUCCUUUUGGGUUCAAACGAAACCAGCUCUUACACUCCGACACUCCAGUCUUAAAAUCAUCAACAGACCUACCUUUAGGAGACAUUUGUGCUGUUCAUUGUUCAUUUCUUGGUGCUGAAUCAUCAAACUACAGGACCAAAAAAUACUAAUAGUAUUAUAUAUGAAUGCAGAAUAUUUUCAAAAAAUAUUUCUGUUAAAGUCAAUUUUAAGGAAAAUGUUCUAUUUGGGAUAUUUCUUCUCCUCCCAAAACUAUGUGACAUUUCUGAUCUGGUCUUUUGUCUGAAACUUUAAUUGGCUGAUAAACGUGAUUUUAAAAUGCGACUAAUUAACAUAAAGUUCUGAUAAAUCUCCAUCUAUUUAUGCAGAUCUCUCUGUAUGCAGAUGAUGGGGUGUUUUUCUUUCAAAUCCCCAAAUCUAAAGACAGAAAAGCUGCUAGGAGAUUCCCUUUCCUAGAAACCUAAAUCAGUCACUUUGGCUCAGUUGGAGCUGACAGGAAGUCAAAACAUGACUUUCAAAAUAAAACAGUAUGAGUGGACUCAUUAAACUGGUGCUUCACGUUAAUACGCCGGUGUUAGAAUUGGUGUCUCGCUGUGUUUUUCGCUCGUUCAAGAGGCAGAAUUGCAAAAAAUUAAAGAUGAUUAUUUUAAUUUGCAUGAACAGCUUCUGGAACUUGAGCUUAAAUAUCACUUUUGUUCUGUUUUUUAAUCAGCUGCUGUUUUGUUUCCAUGUUUCCAACCUCUUAUUAAAAUUAUUUUAUUGUUUUUCAGCCUUUCUGAUGUGAAAACGGAAUGUCUUUCAGUCACUUUUCAACUCCUGCUGCCUCCUGAAAAUAGGAACAGAGGAAAAGCAAACUAUCAGAUGUUUAGACGUUUGUCGUCCAUUUGAGCUUUCAAAACAAAACAGGAACAUCUGGUUCUCAUGAAAAAUGGCGUAGAACUUUAUUUAGCUUCACAACCGCACAGGUCAACUCUUUUUUUUCGGUCAUACUUGUGCAGCAGCAUGGAUGCAGGAGAGGCAGAUUACACCGUUUUUCAGAUUCAAUGUGUGUUUGACCGUUUCUGCAACGGUGGGAACUGGUGAAACUAAGAUUUGAGUUACAGAAAAAUGGCAGACUGGAAACUUUUGGCCUCGUUUGAGGAUCCGUCCAGGCUGAUGGUUCUGACUGGAGCUGAAGAUGGUUCGUGAAUUAUAUGCAUACUGCGCUGGAGUACAGUUACCCCUCAGUUUGGUUCAUUUGACCAGCAUGAUUGGCUCCUGUUCUCGCAUGGAAACCUUCUGAGCGGAAGUGACCUCACACUGGUAUCACCAUCUAGAUCUCCGUUCUUCACCCGUUCUGUCUCUGACGCCCUGCGUUCACACUGUACUUUGUGUGCUGUACUACGCCACACUUGUCUUAAUUGCUCAUGAGCUCAGAACGGAUCAAUGAGGCGAGUAAAGUAGAUACGUUUUUGGGGGUAAACUUUACUUUGGCACAGUAUGGACAGCCUGCUCCAACAGUCCGUGCUAGAGCAACAGGAACUGGUCACUACUCACAUUUCUUCCACCUCAUAGGUGCAACUGUAUUACGUAGCCCGUACUGUAGGUGGCAGUGUGUCCUCUAUUUGUUUACCAUCCACCAAUAACUCAAAAGACAAAGGGGCAGAUAGACAUGGACUGUUUGGUCUGACUUCCUGUCCCUUUGUCUCGUAUCGUCCUUUCUGUCGACGCAGCUGGAACUGUCCAACAUGGUGCUCUAGAACAAACAAAAAACCUUGAAUCUUUAGCCAGUUUUCUGCUGGAUUAGAAGAACCUGGUCAAAGUGUUGAUGCAGAGACCGUCUGCUCUUUGAGAAAACAAAACGUGACAAUCGAUUUCCGUCUGUUCUAUUCUUCUUUACGUCCCUCAGAGACACAUUUACACCAGAACCUGAGCGCAGGAACACAGAUUUGACAUCAGUGAAAUCAGUUUGGAGGAUAAUGAUUGUUACUAAAGAGACCUAAAAGCAUUUCUCCUAAUUGGGAGUAUUGUUGAGGGGAUCUGCGGUUCUCUGUGGUGCUAACCGCUCCUCCUGAGAUGUUGGAUCCAGACAGAAAAGAAGUCUCACUUUUUCCUCCUCUCAUCUUCCUCCCAUCCGUCACAUAAAGAAGGUGCUGCUUUUUCCGCUCAUUUCUGUUCAUCGAUUUGUUGCCUUUACCCGCUCGCUUAGACUCACGCCGGAGAGCGAACACGAGGCCUAAACUGUCAGGAGCUCGAUGCUGUGAAGAAAAGGGAAAAAAAUAGGGAAGGCGCUGAGACUUUAGGGGUUCUGACACCAAUUUCUGGCCUCAAAUAGAAAUCACACUUCCUGGAUUGUUAGUUGAGACUUGCUUCAGUCUUGAGCAGAUAAUUGGUUCUGCAGGACUCCUGAAAGGUCCAGGAUGCUGCUGGGUCUCACUGGAGGCCUGACUCGGUUCUGCUGCUCUGUGAACCGGGUAAAGCCUCCCUGGCCGCUGGCAGCUUCUUCUCACUAAAGUGGAGCUCCUUGGCUGCUGGAACAUGCUCUUGUGUUCACCGCGCUGCAUUGAGCGUCCACCGGGCAGCGCCGGCGGUAAUCCCAAAAGCAGGCAGAUUGUUCAGAGGACGGCAAACUGGGAUUAGGAGAGUUUUCCAGAUGCUCUUUAGUCUGCAGAAGCCUCGGUCCUUCUCUGUGAUGCUCGACGCCGUUUGUCCUUUGACUGAAACGUCAUCAUGUCCUUUUUUGUCGUAAAUUAUCUGAAAGAUCGUUCUGGUUCAUCCAAAGCAAAGCUCCACUCAGUUCUGCUCGUGUGCCAAAUGCAGUUCUGUUUCAGCGUUUCACUCCGUUCUAGUUUGGACCGGUUUUCCUGGAUUUCUGUGAGUUCCUCAGGUCACUAAAUGCCUUCUGGUCGCCAGCGUGACCAGAAACACUAAAAGCACCCGAUCGACACAAACGGAUCUUUGUGUUUUUGUCCUUUCACAGAUUUUACUACAGACUUUUUCAGACGUGUUUUUUUCCCCAGCUUUAGCGCAGGCACUUAUUCAGGUGUCCUUUCCUUGCCUCCUUUUGUAUUAUUGUUAUUUAUUGCACACGUAAUGAACUGGUUUCCAUUGAAAUGCUUUUACUUGGUGGGAGUUGGGGGGGUUGGAAUUUCUUACCAACAGAAUCUUUUUGUCAAAACCUGUGUAUUUCAUCAAUAAAUGCCUUUAAAAGUGCA